UGUGAUCGUGGGUUUCCAUUAGACACUCUCAUCUCAUUUGAACUCAUCGUGCUUAAAAAGAAGUACUCUCACUUAUCUGGGGGUAAGCUCUUUAACUAAGAGUUAAAAAAAAAGAUGGUGAAGUUCACUAAACAGUUUGAGGGUCAGCUAGUUCCUGAAUGGAAAGACGCCUUCGUUGAUUAUUGGCAACUCAAGAAAGACAUCAAGAAACUCAACUGUGAUUCCACUGCUCCUUCAUCAAAACCUAAACAUAAAAGCUCUUUAAGCAACACCUUCUUUUCGGCAAUACAUAAACUUUCCUUAUUUGGAAAUCAGUGCAGAACACAUGAAGUCAUUCACGUUCACAGUAAACUUCAAUCGACAAACAGUAAGGGAGUUCUAUACCAAACAGAAUUGUUAGAGAAAUUUGCUGAUACUGAAGCUGCUAGUGAAUUCUUCGCACUUUUGGAUCUUCAACUUAACAAAGUUAAUGAAUUCUAUAGAAGGAAAGAGAAGGAGUUCCUCGAUAGAGGAGAAUGUCUUGAGAAACAAUUACAUAUUCUGAUAGAGCUCAAAAAUGCAAUAAAAGAUCAGCACCAAAAUAAAGCUAAUUCAUCCCACCACGACUCCAAGGAUGAAGACUCGAUAUCUGGCUCCAUUUCAUGUGAUGAAGAAUCCAGUAGGGGCAUUAUAGAACAUGAUUUGCAGGAAGAGGAAAAGAUUGCAGAAGAGCUUGAUAGUAAUGGUGUUGAAUGUGAGGACUCACCAAGAUCAGAAGAAGAUGGGAAAGUGACAAGAUCUAUACAGGAGGAGGAACAGAGUCUCUCAGGUUAUAUUAUCAAUAGCCAAGGAAAAAAGUUGAAAAUUCGCAUUCCUCUAACCAAUCCUACUCGAACAUUCUCCUACCUGCUUUGGGAAGAUUCCCUCAAUCAAUCGUCCAGAAAACACAAUGCUCAUGGAAAAAAGCUUCAUGUCAACAAAACGAAAGUCCAUCAUGCUGAAAAAAUGAUUCGAGGAGCUCUAAUUGAGCUUUAUAAAGGAUUGGGCUAUCUCCAAACUUACAGGAAUUUGAACAUGCUUGCAUUUGCAAAGAUUUUAAAGAAAUUCGACAAAGUAACAAAUAAACAGGUUCUUCCCAUCUAUCUUAAAGUUGUCGAAAGCUCCUACUUCAACAGUUCGAACGAGAUUAUGAAGCUGGCAGACGAGGUAGAAGACAUUUUCGUGAAACAAUUUGCAGAAGAUGACCGAAGGAAGGCAAUGAAAUAUUUGAAACCGACUCAGCGCAAAGAGUCUCAUGCUGUCACCUUUUUCAUAGGGUUAUUUACAGGAUGCUUCAUUGCACUGUUCGUUGGAUAUGUCAUCAUGGCUCGUACCACUGGAACAUAUACACCACAAACUAAUACAAUCUACAUGGAAACUGUCUACCCUCUUCUUAGCAUGUUCAGCCUGUUGUUUUUGCACUUUUUCCUAUACGGAUGCAACAUUUUUAUGUGGAGAAAGACACGUAUCAAUUAUAGCUUUAUCUUUGAGCUAUCGCCAACACGAGAACUAAAAUAUAGAGAUAUCUUCUUGAUAUGUACCAUGUCGAUGGCAGUUGUAGUCGGUGUCCUGUUUGUUCAUCUUUCAUUGAUGGACAAAGGGUAUUCGUACUCUCAAGUUGAAUUAAUCCCAGGCCUUCUGUUACUGGUUUUUAUGGUAUUGCUUGUCUGUCCCAUCAACAUCCUUUACAAGUCAAGCCGAUUCCGUCUUCUUAGUGUGUUAAGGAACAUCAUUUUAUCGCCUCUUUACAAGGUUGUCAUGCUGGAUUUCUUCAUGGCUGAUCAACUAUGUAGCCAGGUGCCAAUGCUCAGGAACCUUGAAUAUGUAUCGUGCUACUACAUAACUGGGAGUUACAAAACUCAAGACUAUGGAUAUUGUGUGCAGACGAAAAACUAUAGAGAUCUUGCUUAUGCCGUUUCAUUUUUGCCUUAUUACUGGAGAGCAAUGCAGUGUGCUCGAAGGUGGCUUGAUGAAGGUGACACAGGGCAUUUGAUAAAUUUGGGAAAAUACGUAUCUGCAAUGUUAGCUGCAGGAGUGAAACUUGCAUACGAAAAAGAAAAGAGUGUGGGAUGGUUAUGCAUGAUGAACUCCAAGAACCCUUGGUUAAGAAAUGAAUUGAUUCUUCGUAGGAAGUUCAUUUACUUCUUCUCUAUGGGAUUGAAUCUAGUUUUGAGGUUGGCUUGGUUACAAACUGUUUUACAUUACAAAUUUGGGAGCAUUGAUUACAGAUUGACAGGGCUUUUUUUAGCAGCCCUUGAAGUCAUUAGAAGAGGCCAGUGGAAUUUUUACAGGUUGGAGAAUGAGCAUCUUAAUAAUGCAGGCAAGUUUAGAGCAGUGAAAACAGUACCACUUCCAUUCCACGAAGUGGAUGAGGAAGGCUGAUGCAUGCGAUCAUAUAUUCCUAUGCAAAUUCUCUUCAUGAUGAUCAGUCGAUAUAUGUUUAGAAUAUGAUUCGUCGACCAAGCAACGAAUAGUUCACAUGGAACCUCUAAUUAGCUUCACAAGUUGAUGCAAUAGGAUUUUAAUUUGUUCUUCUUCAACUUUCGUGUUGUCAGUUUGUACAAAUAAUUCAUAUUUGUACACAAUUUUCUUCAUUUUAAUGGAACUCCCGAGUACCUUUUUUGCGUGUA
Messenger RNA from Lactuca virosa, 2648 nucleotides. The record is from the annotation of a GenBank genome assembly. NCBI's taxonomy places the organism in Eukaryota, Viridiplantae, Streptophyta, Magnoliopsida, Asterales, Asteraceae.